AGUGAAACCGUGGAGCUGUUGAACGAUCACUGUCUGGCUAACGGUAUCCAACAUGCAGGUUUCUCCUCACGGUUUGUACUGAUGUAGGCUGUUAACAUGUUACUUGCCCUGUGCAGGCACACACUGCAUCUCCCUCACACACACACACACACAGAAAGAGAGGGAGAGACAGAGCAGGAGGAGGAGGCGGAAACCUCCAUCUGCCCUGCUCGGUGACCGACCCGUCAUCCUCGGGCUCGGGGAACAGACGGAUCGUCUCCUCGCUCUUGUCAUUCCAUAAUUUUAACUUUCACAUCCCUGGAUGAGGAAACCACGGGUGGCUGAUGAGAUCAAAGGAAAAAUGAGAGGGAAUUUGACAUGGAGCGGAUCUUCAGUCUAUAUAUAGGCUAUGCCCCGGACUGCACCACCACCACCACCACCUGCCCCCACUGGUGCCGCGUGGGUCGAGUGUGUUGCAGUCUCACUGUGAUGCAGCCAAACGGCACACGCACCCUGCAAACACACACACAAAGACACACACAGGCGAUGACGCACAAGCCGCAGGUUCGAGCCCCUUCCCAGCAGCCACCUCUCUGUUCAGUCCUGAUGUCAGCACCAAGAUGGCGUCUGACCUCCUCAUCAGGCUGUCAGACACUAUAUGACCAAAAGUAUGUGGACCCCUCUUUCUACUGCUGUGGUGUGGGAAAUGAGCACGAUGCAAUCCAGACAUCCAUGCUGAAAGCAGGUCUCUGCAGCAGAGCGCAAAGAGGCCACCCAGAAGGCCCAGAUGCAUCCUGGGAGCCGAGAAGAAGCGGAGCAGCAGGACGAGCCGGGCCUCGCUCUCUCGCCUGACGGCCCCGGGGCGAGUCCUGAGCCACCGUCGCUCACGCACACGCCUGACGGCAACGGCGCCACGGACACGCUAGCUUCAGAUCUGCUCAGGAAGCUAGCAGAGCGUCAGGAAGUGAACGGCCAUGUGGUGCGGCUCAAAGAAGAAGAAGAGCCAAUGGACGUUGACACAAUAGCUCAGAAUCAAGCAGUCACAGAAGAAAUUACUCCAUCUCCCCCCAAAAUGGUGAACCAUCACAUCUUCAGUGUUAAAACCGAAGACCGGGGACUCACUGGGAACAAGGCAACUGAGGAGAUGCACCCCAGAGCCAAAAUGGUGGACCAGUGUCUCUUUGGUCUUAAAGUAGAAGACAAAUUUUGUGCUGAAGGAUGCCCGCCUGGAUCCACAGUGGCAGACAGUGCAGUCUCUGGAGCCAAACAGUUUCACUUCCAAGUAAACAUGGAGGAUGUCUCUGGAGCCGAGGUGUCAGACCACCUCCUAACUGGAGUCAAGAUGGAAAACCAGCUUUUCUUUAAAGCAAAGUUUGCAGAGCGUCCUUUCUCUGGAGUCAAGAUGACCAACAAGUUCCUAUCUGGAGUCAAAAUGGAGGACCAGUUCCCUUCUGAGUCCAAGCUGGAGACCCAGGUUUUCUCCGGGGUGAAGACAGAGGAGCAGCUAUUCUUUGGAGCCAAGAUGGAAGACCAGUUUACCUCUGGAGCCAAGAUGGCUGACCAGUGCCUGAGAGCAGUGCUGUGGCAGGACAUGUCAGUGAACCUGGCAUCCACGCUGCUGCACCAACUGUCAGAGAGGGUCGGUAAGGCCAACAGUCAGCCGGUGGACAGGAUGACUCCACCCAUCAGAAGCAGUCCCGUUUUAAAGGGGAACGAGGACCAACGCCACCCCUCCCCCUCAGUUAUGAGCUCCCAGCAACCUCCACACGAAACCCAAACCAGCCUCAGCAGACAUCAAACCACAGGUUGCUCUUACUUUUUCAGGUGUCACGUGUGCGGCUUUGAAACGGAGGGACAGGCUCUUUUCCAGAGUCACAUGACAGAACACCGCCAGUGGGAGCACGGCUCCUUCUCGCUGCACUGCUGCGUGUGCGACCACUCGACCAAUCAGGAGGCAGAGAUGAGGGCUCACGUCGACACGCACGUUCAGGGCGAAACGGUAGAGAUGAGAUGCCCCGUUACCCUUCCUGCUACCGCUUCCACCUCCAACAGUGGUGCUCCAGCAGUUGCCACGGCAACCCAGCUGGAGACGAGCACCUCUGAGCAUCGCUGCCGCAUCUGCCAGAGGUCGUUUCCAGGGCAACAGGAGCUGCUGGUUCACUUCCAGGGUCAUCGCCAGGGCAACCAGUACCGCUGCGACCGGUGCGGCCACCUGACCCGGACAGCCAACAAGCUGGUGGAGCACGUGCGCGUGCACACAGGGGAGCGGCCAUUCACCUGUGACCUCUGCCCUUACAGCGCCAAGCGGCGGGACAGUCUGCGCCUGCACUGCAAGGUCAAACAUGCUGCGCACUUUUUCAACGGGGGCGCGGCAGAUACGCCUGCCGACGUGCACACGCACCGGUCGUACGUGCAUGCAGACAAUCAGCGCUCGAACAAGCACGUCCAGCGGCUGCACACACCGCCAAGCGCGCGCAUCACCACACCCUCCUCCUCUCUUCCUCCGCCUCCUCCUCUUCUUCUUCUUCACCCAUCGCUGUCUGACCGUGCCGGAUGGAGGGAUUUGUCUCCUCUCCUCCCCAUCACAACUCUCAUCUCUCUGAAACAGCGCUCUCCUUCAGCCUCAUCCUCCUCCUCCACUUCAUCUUUCCCCACCAAACACUCUUUUCUUGGUUACCUCGGUCUGACAACUUCUUUGUAAAUCAUCUCUUCUUUUUGUCCUCUCUUCCUCUUCUUCUCUCCUUAUUUCAUCUCCUCCUCUUCUCUUCUAUCCAUCCUCUGGACUCUUAAAGCGAUGGAUGUAAAGCUCUGUAAUGUAUCCAAGGUACUGUCACUCAGCACUAUGUAUGAGAAUGUCAAACAGCACUGAAAACACACACCGAUAAGGAACGUUUUUGAAUUUAUUCAAUUUUUGCAUCAUGCUCGUGAGUUUUGCUGCACUCCUGCCUGCUUUAGCCCGUCAUAUAAUCACUGAACUCUUAGCUAUUUAACCGUGUGACAUAUUUAUUGCCUGUCUCUCUCGUCCUCCAGAAACCUUGAACUUAAAAAGUCCCACUUUAACAUAAAUUGUUUUAAUCAGAAACAUGAGAUGCUCUGAUGUAGAGGUCACUUAUUGAGAUAAUAAGAUACUGUCGGGGGUGAGAUAGUUUUAUUUUUUAAAAUCAAUGUAUUUUUAAGGUCAAGAGUGGCAGUGGAGAACUUAAAACAUAAUUAAAGUAAGAAAUGAGUAGAGUCAGCAGCAUUUCUAACAGCUAUUUGAAGCUGUAGCUAUAUUAAGCUGUUUUUUAAGCUGAAUUUAGCAUGCUAACAGUUCCACAGUGUAAUGCUAAUAUGGCUCUUUUCAGCUUAUAUUAUGCUAACCAUGUUCUGUGUUCUAAUAUUGUUAUGUGAACAUGCAAACCUUUGCUAAUUAGCAAUACUGAGAAUAAACUGCUGGUGCUGCUGAUGAGACUAUCAUUAGUUAAGUAUGCUAAGAUACUAAGUUUUGGUAAUUAACAGCUGAGGCUAAUGGGAUUUUAUUGUGCUAACAUUUGCUAAUUGCUGUUAAGGUUUCUAACUUUUUUUUUUUUUACUUAGUAUAAAUGUCUAGUUUGGCAUCUUAACAUGCUAACACAGGCUAAUUAAUACUAAAAAUAUGCAGUUCGGCUAAGGCUAAUAUAAAGCUUAGUGUUACUGUGCUAAUAUUUGCUAAUUAGCACAAAAAUACAUCACUACUUAAGCUAAUAGGAAUGCUAACAUGCUGUUUAGCAGUUAACACAAUAUACAGCUGAGACUGAUGGGAAUAUCUUUAGUUUAGCAUGUUAGCAUGCUAAUAGCUAAAGAUUAACACUAAACUUGAAUACUAUGCGAUACAUUUAGCAUGUAUAACGCUGACCAUAUAGUUUAUCAUUUGCUAACCUUAUGCUACUUUGCACAAAUAAAUCACUAUUCAGGCUGGUGGGGAUAUAAUCAGUUUACCAUGCUAACAUCCUAAUUACCACUAAUGGUGUGUUCCAGUUUAAGUCCAGUGUUGGCAACUUAUUUACUUUGUUGCUAGAUUUAGCGACUUUUCAGACCCCCCCAGCGACUUUUUUUCCAAAAACCGACUGUCGACAAAUUUAGCAACUUUUUCUGGUGAUGCCGUGUUUUGUGUAUAUGCAGCCUUCGUAAUGUGUCCCUUCCAGGGUUAUAAUAGGUUUGGAUUUUACUUUUUUCUUUAAUUCAGUUAGUU
Archocentrus centrarchus (flier cichlid) is the source of this 4189-nucleotide messenger RNA. RefSeq names its product zinc finger protein 628-like. Gene Ontology annotation, cellular component: nucleus. NCBI's taxonomy places the organism in Eukaryota, Metazoa, Chordata, Actinopteri, Cichliformes, Cichlidae. The record is from RefSeq and is a predicted model, not a curated record. Gene Ontology annotation, biological process: positive regulation of transcription by RNA polymerase II. The transcript has 10 exons. Bases 767 to 2680 code for a protein of 637 amino acids.